Messenger RNA from Thunnus maccoyii (southern bluefin tuna), 1257 nucleotides. RefSeq names its product P2Y purinoceptor 1-like. The record is from RefSeq and is a predicted model, not a curated record. Gene Ontology annotation, molecular function: neuropeptide receptor activity. Gene Ontology annotation, biological process: G protein-coupled receptor signaling pathway. Gene Ontology annotation, cellular component: membrane. Bases 1 to 984 code for a protein of 327 amino acids. NCBI's taxonomy places the organism in Eukaryota, Metazoa, Chordata, Actinopteri, Scombriformes, Scombridae. The transcript is spliced from 2 exons.
AUGAAUAACACAACUUGUCAACUUAUCAGCUUUGACUUUAAAAACAGAUUCCUGCCACCUGUUUUCAUCUUAGUAUUCAUCGUUGGUCUGGUGUCUAAUGGAUGGGGACUGAAGUCUUUGCUGCACAACUGGAAGAAACUGGGGGACAUCAACGUUUUUGUUCUGAACCUUGGUCUUACUGAUAUUUUGUAUCUGCUCACACUCCCAUUUCUGAUGGUGUACUAUUUCAAGGAGGAGAUUUGGAUCUUUGGAGAUGCAUUCUGCAAGAUAACAAGAUUCUGCUUCAACCUGAAUUUAUAUGGCAGCAUUGGAUUCCUUACUUGUAUAAGUGUGUACAGGUACCUGGCCAUUGUCCAUCCAAUGAGAGUGAGGGGAAGAUUAACUGUCAUCCACUCUGUGGCUAUUUCAGUCAUGGUUUGGCUGUUGGUGAGUGUUCAAAGUCUUCCGGACAUGUUCUACACUAAGACAUCUGGAAACAAGACUGCAUGCUACGAUACCACCCACAAGAGAUAUGUUGAGGAUUACCUGAAAUACAGCCUCGGAUGGACACUCACUGGGUUUUGUCUGCCAUUCCUCAUCACACUGGGCUGCUAUGGACAUGUGAUUGUCAUUCUCUGCCGCAAAAAUACCACUGACAAGGUACUGAAAAAGAGAUACUUGAGAUUAUUAAUCAUCUUGAUUGUUCUCUUCUCUGUUUGUUACAUCCCCUAUCAUGUACUGAAGAACCUCAACCUCUGGUCAAGAGUUCUGUCCAAACAGCGGAAAUGCCAUGAAUGGUCUAAUGGAGUCUACAUUGCUCAUCAGAUAAGUCGUGGACUUGUGUGUCUGAACAGUGCUCUAAACUCUCUGGUUUAUCUUCAUGGAAAUGAAGAUAUUCCUGAUCAGCUCAGACAGCUGCUCCAGCGAGCUCGACAGAUGUUCAGACGUCCACCUCCAACAGACUCUGGUAGUGUGCCCAUGAAUCAAAUCACAGAUGAAGUUUAAUACAUGAAAAAUGUGUUCUUACAGUGACAUGUUAGACAUUAGUAUAUAUCUGUAAAUGUUUCUCAAAAAUUUAUUGUACUGGGUCAGUGUUUCGUCUUAUAUGGUUUUAUAUUUUGCUGUUAACAUGCUAAAAACAACUAAGAUUAGAAAAUGUACUUAAACAAUUCUGAAAAUUUACUGCUCUCUGUCAGAAAGGUUUGCAGAGAGGAUAGAACGACUUAUUGUGGUUGUGGGGCAAAGCUCAUUAAUAAGUGUGAUGUGUAUGUACUGAAA